AUGGACUCUCCAUACACCGGAUCCACGUCGAGUCUUCAUAAAGAGAGCCGUUCGAGGGUCAACUCGAACAUGAGUAGUGGUACUGGAUACCCAAGCUCGAUUUCCGACAAGUAUUCUCUUUCACCUUCACCUGCUUCAUGGGGUACACCUCUGUUGAUGAGCGUGCCGGAACCCGACGACUACCUCCACAACCCGGACCCGCGUAGAGAUAGGAAAAUCGACAGAGGCGGCUCCGUAUUCUCCUCAAGAGGUAUCGCCAACCUUGGGUUCCCCUCGCAGACUACACAAGGCGGCUUCAACCUCGGGGGUAUCAAUGCCUCCGGGCAGAUCCCCGAAAUGCCAGGGAACUGGGGUCUGAUUGAUCGCGACACACCGAAGGAGGCGUACGUGAAGAAAUCGUAUACGGGCGAGGUCGAGAUGGAGUUGGUCUUCAGUGAUGAGUUCAACACCGACGGACGUACGUUCUAUCCGGGCGAUGAUCCGUAUUGGGAAGCUGUGGACCUACAUUACUGGGGAACGAACGACUUGGAAUGGUAUGACCCAUCGCAGGCGACGACAGGCGAAGGCCAUCUUCGGUUAACGUUGGACAAGGUUGAGAACCCUGCGAAUAAUCACGAUUUGAAUUAUCGUUCUGGCAUGAUUCAAACAUGGAACAAGUUCUGUUUUACUGGUGGACUUAUUGAGGCUUCCGUACGCUUGCCUGGUGCCAACAAUGUUGCCGGUCUAUGGCCCGCUGUCUGGACAAUGGGGAAUUUAGGCCGUGCUGGAUUUGGUGCAAGUCUGGAAGGAAUGUGGCCCUACACCUACGACUCUUGCGACGUUGGUACCCUCCCAAAUCAAACGUACCCAGGCACACGUCUUCCCCUCGCAGCUCACCAAGGUGGCGACCCGACUGCCAAUAACGAGCUAUCUUUCCUUCCUGGACAACGGUUGUCCGCAUGCACAUGCCCAGGAGAAGCCCACCCCGGCCCCGUACGUGCCAACGGCGAUUACGUAGGCAGAGGUGCCCCGGAGAUCGAUAUCUUCGAGGCUACUAUCGAGAGAGGUGUUGGCAAGGUCUCUAUGUCGUCCCAGUGGGCUCCAUUCAACGCGGAGUAUACCUGGAAAAACACGACUGACAAUAUCAUCUUCCACGAUGGAGAUCGUACGCAUCUCAAUGAAUAUAAAGGCGGUGCAUUCCAACAGUGUACUAGUGGCCUCUCUAUUACCAACCAAGAUUGUUACGAACUGGAAGGUGGUUGCUUCUCCACCUAUGGUUUCGAAUAUACACCUGGGUUCGAUGAUGCGUACAUCACAUGGAUAAACGACGGUACUCCUUCCUGGACAAUCGUUGGCCGCGGUAUGGGAUUGGACACCCUGGCUGAGAUUGGUCCCCGUCCUAUUCCCCAGGAACCCAUGUAUAUCAUUGCCAAUCUGGGCUUCUCGUUGAACUUCGGACCUAUCAACUUCGAGCAAGUGACGUUCCCCACCACGAUGGCAAUCGACUGGAUCCGUGUCUAUCAGCCUGUGGGCAAGAAGAACUUUGGAUGUGACCCAGCAGAUUUUCCCACAGCUUCGUACAUCAAUGCUUACCCCGAGGCUUAUGCCAACGCCAAUCUCACCCUUUGGAGCCAGUACGGCCAACCGGUCCCCAAGAACCGUCUCAACGGAGGAUGCUCGUAG
Pleurotus ostreatus (oyster mushroom) is the source of this 1662-nucleotide messenger RNA. RefSeq lists its product as uncharacterized. The transcript has 18 exons. The record is from RefSeq and is a predicted model, not a curated record. Gene Ontology annotation, cellular component: plasma membrane; endoplasmic reticulum membrane. The coding region runs from base 1 to 1662 and encodes 553 amino acids. Lineage: Eukaryota; Fungi; Basidiomycota; Agaricomycetes; Agaricales; Pleurotaceae. Gene Ontology annotation, molecular function: glucosidase activity. Gene Ontology annotation, biological process: fungal-type cell wall organization; (1->6)-beta-D-glucan biosynthetic process.